GAGACAGCUGGAGUGCUGGUGAAGAACAGAAUGGUUUUCGUGGGGGAUAGGAGAGCUGAGGACAAUAUGUUUGUGGUGAAUGAAAUGAUUGAGAAGAAAAAGAAGGAUGGGGGUAAAUUGUACCUAGGUUUUCUGGAUAUAGAGAAAGCUUAUGAUAGAGUGAACAGAGAAAUGCUAGGUAGAGUCUUAGAAAAGAUUGAAUUGAGUGCAAAGAUUUUUAACAUAGUGCAAAGAGGAUGAGACGGUGGAACAUGUGGUGCUGGAGUGUGUGAAGUAUGCCAGAGACAGGAAUGAGAUGAUGCAAGUGAUACUGACUGAGUUAGGGCAUGAUAGGAAUGAAAGAGUGGAGAAGACAGGAAAGGAAUGGAUGGUGUUGUUGCUGGGACUGUGUAGAGAGGCGAAUGAAAGGAUGAUUGAGGCGGUGAAACAGUUUCUGGAGAGAAUGUGGCGUGCCAGGUGUAGGAACAAUUAGGAUAGAGGAUGCUGUUCGUUUUUUUUUUUUUUUUUUUUUUUUCUACAGGAGUUGCCGAUCCAAAGGCCUGGCUCAGGAGUGAUCCUGUGCCACCUGUACCAUCAAGAUCAAGAUCAAGAUGUAGGCUCCUCGAGAAGAAGAACCACUUGUCCCAGUGCAGUGGGUGUCUCUUAAGGCUGAAGGAGGAGUGGGAGGUACUUGCUGUGAGGCAUGGUGAGGUGGAGGGCUCGGAAACGGAGGUGGCCGUGGCUAUUGCUGUUAGUUGUGCUUGCUUGUCAGGCUUUGUGUGUGUAUGUGGGGAUUUGCACGUCACCUGUUGUCUGGGGCUCCCCUUGUUGUGUGUCACCUGUGUUCGUGAAGCACACUUACAGAUUGUUGAGGCUAACUUGACUCCUUCAUUGCAGACGCCUUAAGGAGCACGCAUGACGCUUUAAAGCGGAGGGCGGUUCGGGAAGAGGUGACGCGUGCCCUGACACAGAGGGUGUCUGGACGGCCUCCUUCCUGCCGUGCCCAAGAGCUCGCCCGCCGGCGAGCGCCCGCCGCUGGACCCGCCAUUCGUGUAGACGUGCGGUCCCUCCCGGCCGGGUCGCGGCCCGCACGCGCGGACCGACGGGUGGACGUUGUUGCAGGCGCAUCAACAGGUCAGGCGACACAAGCAGCCUUGACUUGCCUGGUGGGUGGAAGAGCCGCAGCAGUACAGGUCCACUGGCUUAUUGAAGGUGGAGGUAACGUGCGUGUACUUGACUUGUCCAGUGUUACUGCACCCACACUUGCCAGAGAGAGAGAGAGAGAGAGAGAGGGGGGAAUGAUAAAAGGUGGAUUACAAAGACCAUUACAGCAGUGGGGAGAUGUCAUCUGACGGUUCACCUCUGCCACUCACCUAAACACUGCCCAGAUUCAUCUUUUUAUGUAUUUAUUGAUUGAUUGAUUGAUUGAGUGCUUGAUUCCUGAGGCAGAGGUGCAUCCACACCAGGCUUGGUGGCAGUGUCGCAGUGGAAGGCUGGAGGUGGAAGGGAUGGGAAGAUGGAAUAGUAUUAGGAAUUAGUGGAGGUGAAUAUUGCCAUUGUUCUUCCUCCACAGACCAACUCAGGCAGCCUGUGAACCCCCCUGUGACCUGUGACCCCCCCGUGACCUGCAAGACACAGCCACUCCAGGACAGGAUGACUCAGCAGCAUGUGACCACCUAACAACAACAACAACAACAACAGACUUUCCUUGUUUAUUUGGUCAUUGUCUUGGCACCACGAGGGAGAGCAGGGUAUGUGCUGUCAUAUGGACUGGUCACUCACAACUUGGACACUGAAACAAGCCUCUCCCAGACCCCCCCCCCCACCUCUCUCUCUCUCUCUCUCUCUCUCUCUCUCUCUCUCUCUCUCUCUCUCUCUCUCUCUCUCUCUCUCUCUCUCUCUCUCUCUCUCUCCACAGAACUGAGUGACCCCCGUGCACUGUUGGUUCUCCACAAUGACAUCGUUGUUGUGGACCUACUCUCCCCCAGCUACCCCUGUUUUGAGAACCCCUAUUGAAGGGAUACACACGAGUCACCUGUCACCGGCUGUACACACCUGGCUGACUGCCCUGCUGACCUCAACCCUGCCCUCUACUUAGCUGGGGCCAUGGGAGGGGGGCACAGGAAGCAGGGUUUCUCUGAGAAGGAGUGGCCAAUCUCUGGGAGGGAGUGGGACAGCACCUCUUGCCCCUACCCUGAAAUGACCUUGACUGGACAUGUGGAUGGGUCAAUAAAAUUCUGGGAUGCCUCUUCUGUGGGACUCCAGAUUCUUUACAAUUUGAAGACUGCAAACGUAUGGCCUAUUCCAGUUCACUUGAGUCCAUCCCAGCCUCCCCAACUGCAUCCCAGCCACCCCAGUACAUCCCAGCCUCUCCCAGUGCAUCCCAGUUCAUCCCCAGUUCAUCCCCAGCCUCUCCCAGUGCAUCUCAGCCACUCUUGGUGCAUCCCAGCCUCUCCCAGUGCAUUUCAGCCUCUCCCAAUCCAUCCCAGCCUCCCUCAGAGCAUCCCAGCCUCCCUCAGUGCAUCCCAGCCUCCUUCAGUGCAUCCCAGCCUCUUCCAGUCCAUCCCAACUUCUCCCAGUGCAUCUCAACCACUCUUGGUGCAGCCCAGCCUCUCCCAGUCCAUCCCAGCUUCUCCCAGUGCAUCUCAGCCACUCUUGGUGCAUCCCAGCUUCUCCCAGUGCAUCUCAGCCUCUCCCAAUCCAUCCCAGCCUCCCUCAGAGCAUCCCAGCCUCCCUCAGUGCAUCUCAGCCUCCUUCAGUGCAUCCCAGCCUCUUCCAGUGCAUCCCAACCUCUCCCAGUGCAUCCCAGCCUCUCCCAGUGCAUCCCAGCCUCUCCUAGUCCAUCUCAGCCUCUCCCAGUGCAUCUCAGCCUCUCUCUGUGCAUCCCAGCCUCUUCCAGUGCAUCCUAGCAUUUCUCAAUGCAUCCCAGCCACCCUUAGUCCAUCCCACCCUCUCCUAGUGCACCUGUCUCUCCCAGUGCAUCCCAUCCUCUCCCAGUGCAUCCCAGCCUUUCUCAGUCCAUCCUAACCUCUCCCAGUGCAUCACAGCCUCUCCCACUGUAUCCCAGCCUCCCCCAGUGCAUCCCAGUCUCUCCCAGUGCAUCCCAGUCUCUCCCAAUGUAUCCCAGCUUCUCCCAGUCCAUCCCAGCCUCUCCCAGUGCAUUCCAGCUUCCUCCAGUGCAUCCCAGCCUCUCCCAGUGCAUCGCAGCCUCUGCCAGUGGAUCCCAGGCUCUCCCAGUGCAUCUCAGCCUCUCCCAGUACAUCCCAAUCUCUCCCAGUACAUCCCAGCCUCUCAUAGUGCAUCCCAGCCUCUCCCAUUGCAUCCCAGCCUCCCCCAGUGUAUCUCAGUCUCUCCCUGUAAAUUAUUAUUGUACAGGGGAGUUUCAAUGGGUAACUAAAGUAAAUUCCCCCUAGCAGUACUGAACGUAAUUGUGCGUUACCUCUCAAUAGAAAACAUUUUAUGCGAGUCUCCCUUCUAAUACUCCGAAAUGGCUCUCGUUUUCUUUCCGCCCCGGUAGUUUUAAGGGGAAGCUUCACUAAAUUGAGUAAAUUAUUCCUGUUUUCUUUCCAACAGUGCCUCGAGGUGCCAGUCAUUUAUGAAGUGUAUGAAAGCAGAAACGGGUCUCCAGAAUAUGAUUUUUGCCCAAGAUCUUCCCUUCAGGUGAGUCUGAUGAUGACGAUGAUACUAUUGCUGCUGCUGCUGCUGCUGCUGCUGCUGCUGCUGCUGCUGCUGCUACUACUACUACUGCUGCUGCUGCUGCUGCUGCUGCUGCUGCUACUACUACUACUACUACUACUACUACUACUACUACUAUCUUUGCAGACCUCUUUGGACUAUUUCGUGUCCAUCCAUGUCAGAGCAGGACCGCAAAGAAGACCGGCUGGCUGGCUACCGA
This is a messenger RNA of Scylla paramamosain (green mud crab), 3874 nucleotides long. RefSeq lists its product as uncharacterized. Gene Ontology annotation, biological process: regulation of protein secretion; regulation of exocytosis. The record is from RefSeq and is a predicted model, not a curated record. Gene Ontology annotation, cellular component: cytoplasm; SNARE complex; plasma membrane. The transcript is spliced from 3 exons. Lineage: Eukaryota; Metazoa; Arthropoda; Malacostraca; Decapoda; Portunidae. Gene Ontology annotation, molecular function: myosin II binding; syntaxin binding; GTPase activator activity. The coding region runs from base 2274 to 2888 and encodes 204 amino acids.